Purpureocillium takamizusanense is the source of this 1490-nucleotide messenger RNA. RefSeq lists its product as uncharacterized. The coding region runs from base 488 to 1123 and encodes 211 amino acids. The record is from RefSeq and is a predicted model, not a curated record. The transcript has 2 exons. Lineage: Eukaryota; Fungi; Ascomycota; Sordariomycetes; Hypocreales; Ophiocordycipitaceae.
CGGACAGAGGCGAUGCACCGGUGCGGUGCGGUCAAGCGACUUGGACGGCGUUCUUCUAGCCUCGCCUCGCUAGUUCGUAACGUCAUCCUACCUGCUGCGGCUCAAGGCGACCAGGAGCGUCACGGGCGGUGUCGUAGGCUCAUCAACUGGGCUCAUCAGCCGGGCGACAUGGCAAGAGCAAUAACUGAACCCGCCUGUGCGACCACAAGGAGGCAGCCGGACCAGCCGAGAGGGAUGGACCUCGCUUGCAAUGUAGAGCGAACUCCACUUGCAGAGCGAAAUCAAACGCAGAGCGAACUCUUUGGGACUCUAUACUACUUCGUACGUACCACCCGACCACGAACGCUGUCUCUCAUCUUCACCCGCCAUCUCGCUUCUUGGCGUCACAAAGGGUUGCACGCUCGUCUCGUCUCGUGGAGACACUGCAUCGUCCCCGGCCACGACUCUGGAACAUAGAUUGGUAUCGCCACCGGGCCGUACUACGAUAAUGUCGCCAAUUACGGGGCUGGAUGCGGGCGAGGGUGCUCCGAAGAAACACGCGGCAGAUGGCGACGGGGUUUCAGCCGUCAUCAUGCAAUGCAUGUCGGGUGCUGCCGCACCCGCGCCCGGUGAGAUAACCAGUAGUGGUCGCACAUAUCUUGGGGCGAGCAACGCAACGCUUGGGGGCCAUCAGCAGAAUGGCGAUACCUAUGGGCCGCAGACGCUCUCGCAGUCGACGGCCACCACCACCACGGUCUUUAAUCUCAUCACCGUGGACACCGUCAAUUUCCACGUCAACAACGCCCCCGGACCAACCGAGCAUCCUCUGUUCGGCGCCAUCAAGCGCUUGGCAAUCGGCAUCUCUGCAUUUCUUGCCCAGAUCCCUUGGGCACUUGCGACCCUGAGGGGCUCGCAUGUAGGAUCGACCAUCGAGUACUACCUCGUCCAGCCCAUCUGGCUGCUGCUCAAAUAUCUCUUCUGCGCUGCUUCUCAUGGUGGGCCUCCGACGAAGCACCGGGUCGGUUCAGCUACCCAGCCCCGACCACCCGCCCCGAGCUCCCCAUCCAGCGCUCGUACCAAUUCAUUCCGUGGCUUCGAUUUUAGCCGCUUCCGCCGCAGGAGGUUUGUACUGUUGCACUUGUAAGGCAGUACGUGGCGCAAGAGUGGUGUGCUGAUGCGAGUAGUACCUGUUGAAGCCAGCCUGACGACUGAUGAUGAUCGAUUUAUUACGGCUACUAUAAGCGGGCGGCGACGGGUCGAUAACGGGCAGGCGUCGAUGGCAAAAUGCAUACUGGCAGGGGGGGGCGGCAUUACCAGUCGAUGGCGACGGCGGCGGCGACGGCGGAUGUAGCCUCGAGACAGAGGAGGGAUUGCUGGGAGCUUCUGUCGCUAGUAUCGCUCUUGUAUAUAUAUGUCGCCCAUACGUACACUGUACAUGCUUGUUUGGCUGAGAAGAGGGCGCAUUAGACCAUGGCAUGCCGCUUUCGCUCUUCCACUAGUUGCGCGUGGAC